CCGGCCCGGAUACCUGAGCGGGGCGUCACGUGGCCGCCACAUCAUCUCGCGUUCAAAGCCAAGGCCAGGAAGCCGGGGCGGCGGCGGCGCGCGGGGAAGAUGCUGCAGUCGCUGGCCGGCAGCUCCUGCGUGCGGCUGGUGGAGCAGCACCGCUCGGCCUGGUGCUUCGGCUUGCUGGUGCUGGGCUACGCGCUCUACCUGGUCUUCGGCGCCGUGGUCUUCUCCUCCGUGGAGCUGCCGUCCGAGGACCUGCUGCGCCAGGAGCUGGCCAAGCUCAAGCGGCGCUUCCUGGACGAGCACGCCUGCCUGGGCGAGCCGCAGCUGGAGCGCUUCCUGGCGCGGGUGCUGGAGGCCAGCAACUACGGCGUGUCCGUGCUCAGCAACGCCUCGGGCAGCUGGAACUGGGACUUCACCUCCUCGCUCUUCUUCGCCAGCACCGUGCUCUCCACCACGGGGUAUGGCCACACUGUGCCUUUGUCAGAUGGAGGAAAAGCCUUUUGUAUCGUCUACUCUGUCAUCGGAAUUCCCUUUACGCUGCUUUUCCUGACGGCUGUGGUGCAGCGCAUCAUAGUUCAUGUCACCCGACGGCCUGUGCUAUAUUUCCACGUUCGCUGGGGUUUCUCCAAGCAAGUUGUUGCCAUCGUCCAUGCAGUGGUUCUUGGGUUCAUCACUGUGCUGUGUUUUUUCUUUAUCCCAGCAGCAAUAUUUUCUGCUCUGGAGGAUGACUGGAAUUUUUUGGAAUCUUUUUACUUUUGUUUCAUUUCCCUGAGCACCAUUGGUCUUGGAGACUAUGUUCCGGGGGAAGGUUAUAAUCAAAAAUUCAGAGAGCUGUAUAAGAUAGGAAUUACAUGUUACCUGUUGCUGGGCCUUAUUGCAAUGUUGGUGGUUCUAGAAACUUUCUGUGAACUCCAUGAGCUCAAGAAGUUUAGAAAAAUGUUUUAUGUGAAGAAGGACAAGGAAGACGACCAAGAGCAUAUAAUAGAACAUGACCAGCUUUCCUUCUCCUCUAUUUCGGACCAAGCAGCUUCCAGGAAAGAGGAUCAGAAAGUAAAUGAGCCUUUUGUGACUGGUCAAUCUUCAGUUAACCAUGGUUCUAUUAACAAUUAAUAUGAGGGCACCCAUCCCAACAUUAUAGUGCACUUACACUAUUACAGUAAGAAAUAGAAUGCCUCUCUCUCUUUCUCUCUCUCUCUCUCUCUUUUUCUCUCAAGUAUAAGUGCUGAAAAACAAUGUAACAAGUAUUCAUCAUUUCAGGCACUAGAAAGAUUUCUGGAGCAAAUUAAUGUACCUAAAGCGGAAACUACGCUAGGAGAGUUGUCAGAAAUAUGACACAAAGUUGACUGUAAUAUCCAAGACCAGGAUCACCUAUAAUGUGGCAUGGAAAGAUGGAUGCAAGGUAUGGACUGGCAUCCACCUACCACACUCCUAAGACAGGUAUAGUCUGCAUUCCUUCAGUGCAGCCCCAUACCUCCAAAAGUGGGGUUGUGUCCACACCCCCAUGUAGUUACACACCCUAUGGGCAGUCCUUCCACUAGGCCUGGAGAAAAUAUUUUCAGUGAAGAAUAUUCACUGAAAAAUACAGCUUCUGUCAUCCCCAGAGUAUUAACUAAUGGACAUUAAUACACUAAACACUUUCAGGUGAAAGAGUUUUUGCAAGGGGAGGACUAGAUUCACAAAACUGCCGAAGAAGCUGCCAUGCCAUUAUGUAGUAGAUUGGGGUUACAGCACUGACCUGGGAUGUAUGCGAGUUUGAUUCAGUUCCAUCCUCUGCCUUAGGACCCACGUCUCAGACUUUGCAGGAGUACACCCUUUAUUUACUAGCUAGCUGGAAGCUAUUCUGGAAAAGAGUUUUCUCAUUUCUUCCUGUUAAUCCUGUUCCAUGGUAUAAAAAUACAUGAAUCGACAUCAAGACAGAAGGAAGUAGGUAAUGAACCUCCAGCCUGGUGAUUAGGAGACUCCAUUGAAAAAUGUGAAGCCUAGAUUCCAACCUCUCCUCCGGUGAGUGUUGACUUAUUUAUACAGAGCAAGACAAUGUCAGCAGCAGAGAUUGUGAGCACCCACCACAAGUUUGGAGGCUGAGCAAAAUGGCUUCAUAUCCUCUCAGGAAAAGGAUGGAAUCAAACCUUUUUCUCCCAUGACCUUAGUCAGUGCUCUAACCUCAAGCCAGGGGGUGAAAGAGGGGUAACAGCAACAGCUUUGUGAACCUAGCCUUUUACUUCCUUUCCUUUUCCUACAAAUGCACAAAACUGUUUAAUUUUUAAUCCAAUGGCACAUUUCAGGUUGAAAUAAAUAAAACUUUUCAGUCUUUUUCAGGGAGGGGAAUAAAAUGAAAAUUUUUCAAUCUGGUUUGCAGCAAACUAGAUUUUUGUUGUUUUUGUUUGUUUUUUGUUCUCUGGCUUGUCUGUCAACAGAAAAAAUUAUCUAUCUGUAUAGAGCAAGCUAGAUCCCACCCCUCUCCCCCCUCCACAGCUUAUGGGCUCCUACACCAUUAAAGGGUGAGAGAGAGAUCAAAGAUCAACAAUAAGGUGUUGGGCUGCAUUCAGUAAUCACUGAGUAAAAUUCAAGAGCCUGUAUUAUGUAGGUGGUAAGACUAAAUGAUAGCACCAGCCUCUUCUGGGCUUCAGAUAUAUACAAUGAGGGCUUUGCAGUUGAUUUCAAUGGGCAUGGGAUCAGCACAGGUAGCCCACAUCAGGGCUACCUUCCACAUAGGAAUAGUACAGGGGAAGACCUCUUCCCUGCAGUUCAUGCAUGCCAGACUGGCCAUAAUUUGCCCUGUAGUGUUAAGAGUUGACUAGCUUACUGUAACAAAGCAGCAAAACUAAAGUGUCUAGACUUUGCUGAUAUGGGAAUAAUACUUGAAACUAAAUUACCUAAAAGAUACUGUGUAUGAGUCUAGUUAAACCUAGCAUCAAACAGAUUUUAUAACUUUACUGGGAAAUUUUCCUUUGUGGUUAAAUUAGCUAAAAAUGUAUGCUAAACAUUUAUAUCCAAGAAAACAGAGCUAAAAGUGAUUUUUUUUUUUUAAAGCUAGGUUGAAGCAUACUGUGUUUGCAUGUUCCCAGCAAAGUGGCUAUUUUUCUACAACCUAAGUUAAGACAACUCUAUUUAUAAUGAAUGUCUAACCAAUAUAUGUGUACAUAUAUACACAUAAAUAUAUUUAUAUACUGUACAUAUAUCGUAGAUCACCAGAGUUUAAUUGACUUAGAAAGGACAUUUUAGAUAAAAGAUAUUUUCCCUAGAUUUCUCUUUAUACAAUGAGUAGCUCAAAAUUAUGGCAUUAAAAACUAUGUUACCUUCAGAUUCAAGAGUACUGAACUACCAGAAACAUUUAUACUGUUUUUCAGUGAAGUUUUAUUGAUUGUCUUCAGUACUGGAAAACUCCAGAUUUCUAUCAACUUCUGUAUCACUGAGUUCUAAAGAACAGGAUAUGCAUAGAGAUGUUAUUUGAAGAUAAGUCUGUAUCAAUGGCACAGUACAGACACUUGAUAUUAAAAGCACAGAAUUUGAAACAGAAGAGACAAGCUGAACAGUCUACUGUGUUGUAUGUGAAUAUUCAACAUUUUCAACAUAUAUAGUAAAAUAAAAAAGUUUGUGGCUUCGGCAGCCUG
Messenger RNA from Gavialis gangeticus (Gharial), 3608 nucleotides. RefSeq names its product potassium two pore domain channel subfamily K member 1 (gene KCNK1). The transcript has 3 exons. Gene Ontology annotation, biological process: stabilization of membrane potential; potassium ion transmembrane transport. Gene Ontology annotation, molecular function: potassium ion leak channel activity. Bases 100 to 1107 code for a protein of 335 amino acids. Gene Ontology annotation, cellular component: membrane. NCBI's taxonomy places the organism in Eukaryota, Metazoa, Chordata, Crocodylia, Gavialidae. The record is from RefSeq and is a predicted model, not a curated record.